Pieris macdunnoughi is the source of this 1710-nucleotide messenger RNA. Lineage: Eukaryota; Metazoa; Arthropoda; Insecta; Lepidoptera; Pieridae. The record is from the annotation of a GenBank genome assembly.
AUGUUGAGUGAAAACAGCUGUGUUUUUACUUUAAAAUUUCUCUUAGUUCCUAUUUUGGUGUGUGUUUGGGAGAAAGCCUAUCAUCAUUAUACCAGACCUCUCGUGUUGACGAAAAAUGGUUGGGUGCGAGGUCUGUUCUCCUCAGAUGGUGACUAUGAUAUGUUUUUCGGAAUACCGUAUGGGAAAGUUAGAACAGAGAAUCCUUUCGGGGUAGCAGAUCCGUAUACAAUAUACGAUGGAGUUUUUGAAGCCACAGAUAAUACUAAAAAUUGUCCUCAACUUGACGAUUUAUCAAACAGUUUUGGUGGUACAUUAGAUUGCCUCAACUUGAAUAUUUAUGUACCACGAGGGGGAAAAAAACUUCCCGUUAUGGUUUAUAUCUUUGGAGGCAGGUUCAUGUUCGGCUUUGCUGGGAAAUUCGUCAACAACACUCUCUAUGGACCGCAGCAUCUAGUGCGGUACGGUGUGAUAUAUGUAGUCUUUAAUUAUAGACUUGGCCCAUAUGGCUUUUUGUGCCCAGGGACGAGAGAAGUUCCCGGAAAUACGGGGUUAAAGGAUCAGACUCUUGCGAUUCGCUGGAUAAAAGAUAACAUAGAACAUUUUGGCGGUGACGUGAAUAAGAUCACACUUUUUGGACACAGUAGUGGAGCCAUGUCGGUUGACCACCAAGUUCACUCUCAGCCUUACGAACUGUUCCAGCGAGCCAUAUUACAGAGCGGAACAUCAUUGUUCCCAUUUAGCGUGUUACCUGCAAAUAAUACUCUUCCCUCAAUUAUCGCUCGGAAGUUAGGAUAUGUAACCGAUGAUGUCGAUAAAGCUCUCAAAUUUCUAGCAAAGAAGAAUCCCUUAGAUGUCGUAAGGGCAUCUGUGAGCAUUCAAUAUCAGUAUACUCCAUGUAUCGAGCCAAAGUUCGAAGGUGUGGAAAACAUAAUUACGGAUUAUUCACUGAAUACAGUGCCUAAAGUUAAGAACAGACGAUUUUUAAUUGGACACACAAAGGAUGAAUAUAACUUCGUUUAUGCUAAAUUCCCCAAUGCCUACUUUGAUGCCUACGACAUGUUUGAGGAGUUUUUGUCUAAAGCGUUUCAUUUAAACGAAACGGAAAUGGAGACUAGUGUAGCUGAAGUAAAGCGAUUCUAUAAAGUUAAUAAAGUAAGCUCCCAACUCAGAGAAAAUAUCGUGAACUUCACAUCGGACAUCGUUUUAAAUUACCCAUUACUUAGACAAAUGGAGAGAUUUUUGAACCACGGUUCUGAUAAGAUCUACUACUACGUAUUUACAUAUUACGGAGGAAGAAACUUAAACCAAAUUAUUAAUAACCUGAGCACCGGGGGCGCCAUGCACGCGGACGAGGUCGGGUACAUCUACCCGUCCAGUGUCCUCGGAGACACCUCCUCGGACGACCAGCUUAUGGUGGAUCGAAUUACUACACUAUGGACCAACUUCGCAAAGUACGGUGACCCCACGCCUUCUCCGACUGACCUUCUACCUGAAAAAUGGUAUCCAAUUUCGAGGGACAGUAGACGAUAUCUUCAAAUAGAUCGAGAGACCAAAAUGGAAACUGAGCUAGUUUCAAGAAUUCGUUUUUGGAAACGUUUCUAUGAGAAAUAUUCAACGCGAAUUAGGCUCAUCCCCUGCGUGACAGAUAAUUGUAAAUUAUUCAAAUUGCAAGUCAGCGCUGCAUUCCUUCGAGUGAGUCAAGAGCCGUGA